GGCAGUGCGUGCGGCCCGGCGGGCGGCGCCUCCUCCCCUUCCUCUGGCGGAGGCUGACGUGGAGUCCGCGGGCGGCGGGGAGGCGCCGGGCCUCCGGGGCGGCGAGGAGGCGGCCAUGAACGGCGACCGCAGCGAGAGCGACUGGCAGGGGCUGGUGAGCGAGUACCUGGUGUGUAAGAGGAAACUGGAAAGUAAAAAGGAAGCCCUGUUGAUCCUGUCAAAGGAGCUGGACACAUGCCAGCAGGAGAGGGACCAGUACAAACUCAUGGCCAAUCAGCUUCGAGAACGUCACCAGUCUCUCAAGAAGAAAUACCGAGAGCUGAUUGAUGGCGAUCCAUCACUUCCCCCUGAAAAGAGGAAACAGGCUAAUCUGGCACAACUACUGCGAGAUACUCAAGACCGAAAUAAACAUCUGGGAGAAGAAAUUAAAGAACUUCAGCAAAGGCUUGGAGAAGUCCAGGGUGACAAUAAGCUCUUGAGGAUGACAAUCGCCAAACAGAGGCUGGGAGAUGAGGAAAUCGGCAUGCGUCACUUCGCGGCUCAUGAGCGGGAGGACUUGGUCCAGCAGCUGGAGAGAGCGAAGGAGCAGAUCGAGUCUCUGGAGCAUGACCUGCAGGCCUCUGUGGACGAGCUGCAGGAUGUGAAAGAAGAACGCUCUUCCUACCAGGACAAGGUGGAGAGACUGAACCAGGAGCUCAACCACAUCCUGGGUGGCCACGAGAACCGCAUCAUCGACGUGGAUGCGCUGUGUAUGGAGAACAGGUACCUUCAAGAGAGACUAAAGCAACUUCAUGAAGAGGUCAACCUCCUGAAAUCCAACAUAGCCAAAUACAAGAAUGCCCUCGAGAGAAGGAGAAACUCAAAAGGCCAGGGCAAAUCCAGCAGCGGCGCCCUGACAGGAGUCCUGUCUGCAAAGCAAGUUCAGGACCUGCUCUCCGAGGAGCACGGCUGCAGCCUCCCAGCCACACCCCAGUCCAUUUCUGACCUGAAGUCUCUGGCAACAGCCCUUUUGGAAACAAUCCAUGAGAAAAAUAUGGUCAUCCAGCACCAGAGGCAGACCAACAAAAUCCUAGGGAACCGGGUGGCUGAGCUGGAAAAAAAAUUAAGAACUCUGGAAGUUUCUGGCUUGUGGAGUCUUCCAGGCCUGAGCUACAAUGUUUCAGUAGGAUAUGGGAGGGGCAAGGACACCAUCCUGUUUAGUGACCCCACUCUUCCCACAAUACAGAGGUCAAGAUCCCCACUGCUGAAGUUUGUUGAGCUGUCUCCUGAGAGCAAAGAGAAUCUGAAGGAUGGGGAGGCUGGGAAAGAAGGAAGUGAUGGAAGCUGUACUCCUGCCACAGGUUCCACAGCACCAGAAAACACUGGGAGGCCCACUGUCAACUCCACGGUGACUCAGAGCCCCGGGUCCGCAGGCCCUCUGGUGCCACCGUUGGUGUCCCUACUCCCUUCUGAGCAAGAAGAGGGAAAUGGGCUGGGCAGGGAAAGUGGAGAAAUGACUGAGGCACAGGCCCUUGCAAAUUCAGAAGGAGUCAGCCCAGAGAGUCCCUUGGAAAAUUUGAGAGAGAAAAUGGAGUCACCCCUGCCAAGCCCAGCCUCCCAAGGGGAGCGCUCCAAAUCUGGCCAGAACCCCUUUGAAGCUGCAGAUACCCCCCAGGAAGACAGCAAGGUCAGCCCAGAAGGUGGGGGCACCAGGGGCGCUGUGAAGACUUGAAGGGGACAGGGCACAACGGCACGUGGAAGGACCGGGGACACAAACAAAGCCUCGGAACAGCUCUCCAAAGUGGCUCUCCCAUGGCACCCCGCAGCCUGCCACCGGGCAAAAAUCACGGGUCCCCUUGAGAAUGGGACUGUUCUGAUGGGGCCGGUGCCACGUGGGUUAUUAAAUUCGGGUCUCCGA
Molecule: messenger RNA, 1897 nt
Organism: Erinaceus europaeus (western European hedgehog)
Lineage: Eukaryota; Metazoa; Chordata; Mammalia; Eulipotyphla; Erinaceidae
Gene: CCDC149
Product: coiled-coil domain containing 149
Exons: 13
Coding region: 116-1711 (531 amino acids)
Source: RefSeq, a predicted model, not a curated record